Molecule: messenger RNA, 2205 nt
Organism: Salarias fasciatus (jewelled blenny)
Lineage: Eukaryota; Metazoa; Chordata; Actinopteri; Blenniiformes; Blenniidae
Exons: 1
Coding region: 818-1666 (282 amino acids)
Biological process (GO): tRNA 5'-leader removal
Cellular component (GO): ribonuclease MRP complex
Molecular function (GO): RNA binding
Source: RefSeq, a predicted model, not a curated record
GUGAGGCAGCUCCUGUCCCUUAUGUCUCUUUGUGGGGAACAGAACAGACUUCCCAGAGCAUCAUUGAGGACAAGACAGAACUCCAGGGACAACACCCCUGGUGCAGACCUCCAAGCAACGCUGGCCUGAGGUGCACUGGACGCCUGCAUGGGCACGAAGAGAGGAGACGCACAUGCAACUAUGCUGGAGUAAAACAUCCAGAGGUCCAAAACAGGAGGCGGAACUUGACAGCUGGUCAAACCAAGAAGGCAGUUUUUGAGUUGAUCAGCAGAUCAAAAUCAACAACACUGGACUGGAUCGCUAAGAAAAAGGUGGAGUCUUUAUUUUAAGUUUUUAGUUUAUCUUUAGAAAAGUUUUGCACGGAAAAGGAAUCAACAAAGCACUUCAUAUCUUUUGCAGCUAUUAAGGAUAAAAGCACCAUAUGAAAUGCAUACACCAGAAGAAAAGUGGAUCAUUUAGCUUUGUAUUUUUCUUUUUUUAAUGUGUCACCAGAACACUUUUUAAAUAGUCUUUCAUGGGAUGAAAUUGAGAUGCUCUUUAAAGAACAUCUUUAAAGGUCCCGACAGUGCUUUUAAUUCACCAGCAGGCGUUUAUCUUAUUUCUCCAGCUCUUUCUGAGAGCGAGCAUUAAAGACUUGGUUGAUAGUGCUCUUGGGGAGCGGGUAAUAUUUCUUAUGUGAAGUCUUGAAACUUUACAGCUGUUGACUGGAGGGAGAGAGAAGUGGCACAUGCAUAUGAAAAUGAUGCUAAACUGUGUUCUAUGUGGGAAACGUGUGUGCCAGGACUAACGUUACAGUGGAGCGCCGAGGACCGCAGACAUGUUCACAGGGUGCGGAGUGGUUACUGGCCAGAACCAGUAUCUGACCAGAGACGCCGUCAGGCCCCGCCCAGGACUGGAGGUCACCAAACCAAUCCAAAUGGUAAACGGGGCGAUCCCGGGAACGUGCCCCGUCUACCAGGGUCAAGUGUACAGCAACGCUGUUCAGCCGGCAGUGGUCAACACCGUAUGCAGCCCAUUGAAACCAGCAGUACCAGCAGCGCUGCCGGUCCCUCCUCCUGCACUCAAGCUCGGGCAGGAGGGCUUCAAGAAAGUGUGCCGAACUGAGGAGGACAGCCCCUGUCCCUUUCCAGGACUAGCUUCUGGGGUGCUGGAGAUGCGAGUGAAAGAGGGAAGUAAAAUCCGCAACUUAAUGGGAUUUGCCAUGGCACGGAUGCAGGGAGAGAAGGAUGCGAGUGGGGGAGGUGGAGUGAGCAGUGGCGGGCUCAGGCAGGUGGUCUUCACCGGGUCAGGCCGUGCGGUCACAAAGACUAUCACCUGUGCUGAGAUUAUGAAACGCAAAGUGGGAUGUUUGCACCAGCUGACCAAACUGCGGUACAAGGUAGUGAAGGAGGUGUGGGAGAGCGCCGAAGGGGGGGCUUCUGAGAUGACCGUGCACAGGACUGUUCCCUCCAUCAGCAUCCUUCUUUCCAAAGACCCUCUGGAUCCCCAGGAACCAGGCUAUCAGCCGCCACAGACUCUCAGUGCAUUGUGGGAGGAGAGGGAGGGUGUCGAACCCGCCUCACAGACAGCAUGUAAGAGACCUUUUGGACCGUCGCCAUACAGCAGUUUUCCUGACUGUAAGAGAGUGUGUUUGGGGGAAGGAGUCUCAGUCCUGCCCCCUCACUGACUGGCUGAACCGGUGUCACAGUGGAGAGGAUUGAAUCAGAGGAGUUCAUUUGGCGCUGCACUCCACUCAAGCACAAUGCUGAGACAAUCAGGACAUUCACUCAGACAGAACAGUGCUUUCUCACAAGAACUGACUACCAAUUCCAGCCUCCAGAGGUCAGUUUGACUAGGACCUGAAAGCUUGCCUCUGUACAUUCGAUGCUUAUGGGACGUAUUUCUCCGUACUUCUGAGGUGGUCUCUCACAGCCACCAAACUCUGGCGAUGCGUGAUACCGUGCGAUGAGAUCUUGAACCGAUUUGCAUCCUAUUUCACACUUACAAAAAGCCAUGAAUAGCACAAGCUCCAGAUUCCUGCUUUCAGUAAACUAUCCCCAACCUGUGGAGAGAAUCGUUUAUCAGCAUCGUGUUACAAUCAUCUCUCUCUUUCUCCAUGCUUUUAAAUAUAGCCUUUCAACCUACACAAAGCAGAUCCAAUAACUCAAAAUAAAUGCAGCUUUGAGCCAUUGAUGAUAUGACAAAUGCAAAACAACCGGUUUUAUC